Messenger RNA from Bactrocera oleae (olive fruit fly), 1946 nucleotides. The record is from RefSeq and is a predicted model, not a curated record. NCBI's taxonomy places the organism in Eukaryota, Metazoa, Arthropoda, Insecta, Diptera, Tephritidae.
CGUACCACUUCAUUCUUUUUCAGGAUUUGAAUAGAUAUAAAGAUCGGGACACUGAAACAACGGUCCACACAAUAUAACAUCCUAAAUAUUUAUCGAACGAAAUUCCUUCAAUAGUAUAUUUGAAAUAAAUAGAAUACGUUUUAUUUAAACUUCUUAAAGCGCAAUAUAUUAUGCAUUCAAUUAUGGUAUUAAUAAAAACGAUGCAUGAUAGCAAGAGAUAUAUUUAAAUCAAAGAAUUUUUGUAAUUAGAUACAUAUGUGUUAUAGAUAUUUGUCCACAACUCUUGUUCCGUUAAGACCAAAUGUUAUAAAUAAAAAUAUAAAACCAAAAAUAGUUUGUCGCUGUGCUUGGGUUACAUUCAUAUCUUCAGACAACUAAUCUACUAUUUACGAAAAAGUUUGCUAAUAACAGGUAUCAACGGCAGUGGAUGUACUCUAAUGAACACUACAUACAACCGACAUAUGCAUACAUACAUACAUGGAAAUUUAAAAACCAAGAAUGGUACUUCAGAAAUAUUAUCAUCAUAUCUGAUGAUAUCACUUUUAAUAAAGCACACGCACCAGAAGUAAAAGUCAGUGAAUCUUCUUCAUUUGUAUGUGAUUAGAGUUGAAAUGGCACCCGUCAAUGUCGAUCGAAAGCUGAAGCAUUUAUUUGAUGGAAGCGACUGGAAUGUUUAUGAUGAAAACAUCCUUAAUUUGGGCGUAGGUGCUCCAGGUCCAGAUUUAUUGGAGAACUGUUGUGAUAUUUUUGAAGCAGCCACAAAGCAUAGACUAAAAUAUGAAAAACAAAGCAAUUUAUCUUAUCUUUUCCAAUACGGGCCUACAAGUGGACCAGUAGAAAUACGAAAUGCUAUCGCAGAAUACUUCAGUUCUCUGUAUGUUGACGAUCCCGUAAAAAGUGAGGACCUUAUUAUUACAACUGGUGCAUCGCAAGGAUUACAUUUCGUCUUAUCAACUUUGCUUGAUUUAAAUGGCGUAAUUUUUGUUGACGAAGUUACUUAUAUGAUUGCACUGGAUACUAUCAAGCAAUUUACAACUUUUACCAUUAUACCGCUGAAACUUAAUGAGGAUGGAGUCGAUGUGAAGGAACUUGAAAAAAUAGUACGGGAAAAACGGUUUCAAUCAAAAUCUAAAACUUUUUGGGCCAUGUACUAUACCAUUCCAACUUUUCAUAAUCCAACUGGUAUACUUUUUUCUGAAGGCAUUUGCCAAACUCUUGCGAAUUUAGCAAGAGAGUAUGACUUUUUAAUACUCUGUGACGAUGUUUAUAAUAUCUUAAAUUACAAACGUUUGGGGCCAACGAAACGCUUGUUUGCCUACGAUAAUGAUUCAGGAAAUAUAAUUUCAAAUGGUAGCUUCGCAAAGAUAAUUGGACCAGGUGUACGUGUAGGUUGGUUAGAGGUACCCGCCCGGCUAAAACCAAUUUUAGAAAAUUCUGGUAUCUUAAAUAGCGGCGGCUGUUUUAAUAAUUAUACAUCGGGCAUAUUAGCCAGUCUUUUUGAACUAAAAUUGGCACAAGAACAUAUUGCCAAAAUGAAGCAUGCUUAUAAAGAACGUAUGUUCGCAGCUUGUGAAGUACUUGAAAAAAAUUUGCCUGUUGGUUGCAAAUGGACUAAACCGUCGGGAGGAUAUUUCAUUUGGAUUUCACUACCAACGAAUACAGAUGUUGGAAAACUUUUACAAACAUGUUUGCAAGAUGAGAAAAUAUUUUUUAUUCCCGGUUCCCGUUUUGCUUACGAACCUACGGUGGGAAAUAAUUGUUUACGUUUAUCUAUUUCAUUUCACAGCAAGGAGAAAUUAGUUGACGGUGCCACACGCUUCUGUGCACUGCUGAAACGUUAUUUGGGAGAAACCCAAAAAUAAAAAAAAUAAACUUUUAAAACUUAUAUACAUAUGUAUGUAUCUACAUAUAUUAUAUUACAAUGCAAUAAUAUAUUGGCCAAAUAU